ACACGUAGCCUACUUUGUCAUCGUCUGCAGUACAGCAGUUAUAAUGAUAGUUUCAUACAUUAGAAGUUCGUUCAUUUCUUACAUCAACAAACGUGACAGUUAAAUUCAGUGGUUGGCUAUAUCGUUUAUAAGUAUUACCCUGCUUCCGUUCCAAAUUACUCUACAAUAAGAUCACGUAAUUCGUAUGGUAGAUCAUCUAUAUCAUUUCAUCAGAAGCACGUUUUAAAGGAGCUAAAUAUCUAUUCUUUGGAACCUAAAAUGGACGAAAAUCGAUGGAAUGGGACAAAAGGCAUUAAUGUAAUAUGAAUGGAUAUAAACUGAUCGUUUCUUAAAUACUGGAUACCCAUAUUUUCACAGUAUAGAUAAGUAUAAGGUUGAUUGAAAUAGAUCAGUAACAAAUUCUAAUUCGUGUUUUUAAUGACGAAGAUAAUGGAUAAUACUGAGUUAGAUUUAGUUACUUUAAUGUGGUGGUGUAAAAACUAUAGAUGUCAUGUACAAGACAGUGUGUGCUUACUUACAUUGUGACAGCGGUAGAGUUGAUAAUGUUAUGUUGUUUAUACACUAGCGAUUACGCCUUUCAAGAUAUUCUCCUGGGAUUCUAUAAACUUUUGUUUUGAAGAAAAUCUAUCAGGAAACAGACAUAGUAGAGCAUGGAUUGGGUUGGUUUGAAUUACCUAUAUUUAUGAUGGGUGGUAAGAAAGAAGACACCCCUCCAAUCAAAGAUCAACGUCGUCCAUUGUCUAUCAUUGUUGAGAGUGAUAGUAGCGAUGAUGACCAGAAGAAGAAUCAUAUUAUAAAAGCCCCAAGGUUUGAUAAACAAGAAACAUUUAAAAAACCUCGAAAUAUACAAAAUACAAUUCCGAGGAUAGAAAUAACGGAAGCACCAACUCAGUUUGUGGAGAAAAAUAAUAACGUUAAAGUCAACGGAGAUCAAGAGGAUGACGACGAUGAUAUUUUAAACGAAUCUGAUUUACAACUUUUAAAACAGGUAACAACAAGAUUGAACCUGAGUACCAGAAGACAGAGUUAUACCGUCUGGAAGUCAGAGAAUAUAGAUCGUUCACCUCGGUUAAUGCGGGCCGAUAAACCGAAGCUAUCCAUGGAUGGGCAUGACAAUAAACUUACAGAUGAACGUAAACAGAGAAUAGAUGACGCACUCGAAUGGCUUAGGAAAGAAUUGCAUGAUAUGCGAGUACAGGAUCAAGAACUGGCCCGGCAAUUUCUCACAUUAAAACACGACAUACAGCAGGUCAAACUAACUAAGAGCUGUGAAGAACAUCAGGACAUGUUGGAAGAAGUACAGUGUGAAUUAGAAGAACUGGAAGAUCUACCCGAUGUUCUCGAUCUUCCAGCCUAUGGACUCAGUGAUAAUCCAUUGAAACAUUUAGGUGUUACUAGAAUGAAUAUACACAGCAGACGAUUCUCAACGUGUUGACCAAAUAUGGCAUUGAUAGUUUUUUAUGAAUGAGUCUCUCUGCUAUAAUGUGAAUGUCCGAAUUUUGGAAUCGGUACAAAAUUGUAAAAUAAUUGAUAUUAGUAGACAAAUCGUUCGAAAUAUUGUUUAUAAAUGAACAUGGAUUGCGAUUAGUUAGUGCGUGGUAAAAGAGUGUGGUUUAGAAUCUCUAGGUUAGUUCGUGGUAAAUGAACGUGAUUGGGAUUAUCAAAGUUAGUGUGUACUAACUGAACACGAGAUUCCCUGAUUAGUGCGUGGUAAAUGAACGUGGUUUAGAAUCUCUAGGUUAGUGCGUGGUAAAUGAACGUGAUUGUGGUUAUCUAGGUUAGUGCGUACUAACUGAACAUGUGAUUCUCUGAUUAGUUCGUGGUAAAAAAAAAACCUGAUUGAGGUUAACAAGGUUAGUGCGUGGUAACUGAACAUAGGAUUCUAGGUUCUCUGAUUAGUUGUGGUAAAUGAACGUGAUUGGGGUUAUAUAGGGUAGUGUGUAGUAAAUGGUCAUGAUUGCGAUUAUCUAGGGUAGCUAGUGGGUGGUAACUGUAGGUGACUAAGAGACUUUAGGUUAGUGCGUGAUAACUGUAGGCGACUAAGACUCUUUAAUUUAGUGCGUGGUUAAUGUUUGAAUUUUAGGAGUGAUCAACAUAUCAAGUGGAAGUGGAUAAUCUGUUAUUGAUUCCGAUAUGUGACCUGAUUUUAUUAAAAUUCAAAUACAGACGCGAGUGUGUUCUCUUCUAUUCAGUUGACGGGCACACUUCCUGCCAGUAACAGAUGUGAGAUCUGGAACUCCAAAAUUCCGAAAGGUUCAUUAUUAGUAUAAUGUAAAAUAUAUAUGUCAAAUACUUUAAACAUGAAUUCUUUGAUAAGGUUCGGUCACAACAGCAUGUGGGCUAGUCACACCAGAACAGUCCCAUAAUGAGAAGUGAUACAGGGGCUCUCGUGAGGGUUAGGCACGCACAUGACAACUGUCAAAUUGAAUGAAUGAUCGAAUGAAAAUAAACAAAACAUAAGGUUGCCCCCAAAUGUAUAGCAGACACAGACAUGCGAAAACAUCAACAAUAUCGUGAUGAGGGGUAGGCAUGCCAUGCAUCGCGCACGACACCAGCAAAAUAAAAGUGAAUAUUAGAUUGGACCGUGUCUUUAAUAGUAGCAAACACAGACAUGAGAAAGCAAUCAACAAUAACGUAUUGGCGUCCAUAUUUAAAAUGCCGGAAGUGAAAUCAAUACACCACCUGUUAUUAAAGUUGUUGAGUGCGAUAUUGUAUUUUGAUGUAAAAUGGUAUUUUUUUUAUUAAGAAUAAUAUGUGUAGUUUAAUGGUCGAGUGCGAGACAUUAAGUAAUAUAUUGAUAUCAUACGCAAUGUCUUGCACGAGACCAUUAAACAACUUAAAAUACAGACACUAUCCAGCACGUGCAUUUGAAUAAAAUACAUCACGCGCGUCCAAUAUUUCAACUAGUAUAAUAAUGUACGCUUGGCACAUUGCCCGUACCAUUAUUUGAAAUAAUGGUACGCCUACAUCAAAGGAUGACGUCACAUCUGUAUUUUAAAAUUGUAUAGUGCACUCAGACAUCGACACGAAUGUAAACACUAUAAAUAGAAUUAUCAUAACAAAAAUAACGUCAGACAAGGACAUGCGCCGUGAGCACGUUAUAUGAAUUUAUUACCGUUUUAGAAACAGACAUGCUAAUACAGAGAACAACUUUGUCUUUGGCAAAAUUGUGACGAUACCUUGAUGUCAUUGUAUAUGUGUUCUAAAAUGGUUGAGGGUAUCAUCGGCCAUGAUAAAAUUCAUUCCAGAAAACACUAUAAGGAGGGAGAGGAGUGGGUCAUUUCGGAACUAAUAUAUGGUUCAAUUUCAUUUCAAUAAUUCGCUUGCGCAUAAGGUCCUUAGCUGUGGGAGGAAACCGGAGGGCCCGGAGAAAACCCAUGAUGCUGGACAGGCGACACUAUUCCCUGUCGCACACACGAGGGAAAUCGAGACCAUGCCACUUGACUCAGUUACAGACCUUAUGAUCAGUAAACACUACUGUAUUCAAUUGUUUAUAAUAUAUGCAAAAAUACUAUUGUGUUAUAUUAACACCCGGAUAAAUUCAUGUCUGUUUACGUUGACGAAACAGUCGACAAAAUAUUCUGUAACACUAUUUAUAUUGUAUUAUUUUAUAAAUAUAUUUUUCAAUUUAAAGGCUUUCUUCCACAUUAAGAAAAUCGCCGAAUCCUGUAAAAUUUCAAAAAAAUAUUUUUGAAAUUUUAUGUACAUCUAUGUGUGAAACUUGUCAGUCCUGGAGUUUUUGGGUCUGACAAACAAAUUUUGCCCAAUCGUUUGGAUGGGAUGAAGGCGCCAAGGUCCACCAACGUAUACAUGGAAUCUAUAAACUUAUCAUUAAAAUAAUUUGUGUGAAAUUUUGCCUUAUUAUUUGGGUGAGUCGGGGCAAAAUUUCCCCUAUAGCAUACUGUAUGACGUAUAUCCGUCUUUAUUAUCCUGGAUGGUGCCAUGUUCCUGAAGCAAGUUUUACAACAUCUGGACGCUGCUAGAUUAUUUAAAGAUACAUUAUGUAAGAUUUAGAUAAAGAGCUGACCAUUCUUACUAUAAUAGCUCAAAAAUAGAUAAUGUAAAAUGAAAAUAUUGAAACUUUCAUUCAAAUUAUUUCAUUCUGAGCCACGUUAUCACUGGCUCAGUUUUGACAAGACAAGUGCAUAGUGGUAACCAGGGCACUGGUAUAUUCGAGACUUAGCCUCGCUUUCCCAUUUUUAAUCUAGUUAAAUCUCGAGUAUCCGAUGCCACCGAGAGUUGAUUAUGAUAUUGUUUUGUUAAUAAAUGUCUAAUUAAUAGUUUAUAUAACAUUCCAGGCCUAAAGAAAUACCUGCAAUAGGCAGUCUUAGCUCUUGCAUAAUGUAUGUUUAAUUUGCAAUUCCCGAACUUAUAGCUACAUUUUCUCUCUUUACUGCAGACACGUGAACAAUAGCGUCCAAUCAGAAGUUGUGACACUAAGGCAAGCAAUUCAACUACCGUGACCUCCACAACUUUGCAACUCGAUUAUCACAGGUACACAUUUUAGCUGGAAAUUUGCGAUGAUUCCGGAAUCUGGUAGGCUUAUAAGCUGGGUGAAUACCCAGUCGAAAUUAGUGCCGAAAUAUGCACUGAGUGAAAGCGAGAUCAGGUCUUCUAUUGAAGAUGGGUUGGUACAGAACUCUUAUAUCCAAUUCCAAAUACCAAGGGAUUUUUGUUUUAUGUGCACGCCAAUAUGUACACGAGGGUCUCCGUUUAUCGUACCAUCCGAACGACUAUAUACGUUAUCCCUUGCCAGGUCUUCUGUUUUGCACCACUGGCAAGGGGGAACCAGGCCGAUGAACAAUCCCGGCCGAAGCAGGGAUCGAAAACGGUACCUCAAGGUCUUACUCACCGCGUCCCCGUGGCACUCGCAAGUUAUGAAUGAUAUUACGUUAAGACACGUAAAUUUUAUAACAGAUAAAAAUAUGUUCAAAUCUAUUUUAUUAUUGGUGAAUAUUUUUUGAAUAUUUAUGAAUGAAAUGUGUUUAAAUUAUUUUAUUCCAGCUUCUGUUAAUGUCGUAUUUUAAGACAAACACCGAUUGUUAAAUAAAGUGUUAUUAUUAUUA
This is a messenger RNA of Patella vulgata (common limpet), 5066 nucleotides long. Its product is annotated as protein FAM167A. NCBI's taxonomy places the organism in Eukaryota, Metazoa, Mollusca, Gastropoda, Patellidae. Bases 683 to 1435 code for a protein of 250 amino acids. The transcript is spliced from 4 exons. The record is from RefSeq and is a predicted model, not a curated record.